Molecule: messenger RNA, 10148 nt
Organism: Ostrea edulis (European flat oyster)
Lineage: Eukaryota; Metazoa; Mollusca; Bivalvia; Ostreida; Ostreidae
Exons: 3
Coding region: 1-7011 (2336 amino acids)
Biological process (GO): proteolysis; DNA integration
Molecular function (GO): aspartic-type endopeptidase activity; nucleic acid binding
Source: RefSeq, a predicted model, not a curated record
AUGGAUACAUCUUUUGAUGAAGCGCUGUCUGGAUUGGGCUUACGAGCCCACCCAGACACCCCCGCGUUCACGCGUCGUGGCCCUACGCUGUCGCAGUUAGCUUCAGGUAGAGUUGAUAACCCAUGGGGUUAUGGGGGGGCUUAUGACAGUAUGUCAGGUCCCGGGUUAGAGCCAUAUUCCCAAGGUGGAUCCUUGGUUGGAGGCGAUCCCUUUGUCACGCCGUCCCUGCCUUCCUGUUUGAGGGAGGGGGGUGGUAGGUUGAGGGGUGCCCCAGGAGGGGGAGUGAGGUUCUCGGACACUCUACUUGGUUCUAGGGAGGGGGACAGCCCAGAAUGGGGUAUACGGCGUAGGUGGAACUCAGCAGAGAAUCUAAUUGGCUUAGAUUCACCCAGAAAAGGUUCUGGACUCGACACUUCGUGGUCUAGGGAUAGGAAUAGGUGGGAGGAGGAUUUCUUGUCCCCCAUGGGGGGGUCAGUUAUUCCUAAUGUCUCGGCAAGGCCCACACCGGGUAGGGGGGAUGGUUUCGACUAUGGAUUUAGUUCAGGGACUUUCCCGGAACAUCAUACCCCCUCCCUGCAUCCCUAUGCUCCAGGGUCACGGAGGUUUUCGGCCCCACUCCCUCGCUCUGGGGCCGAUGAUCAGGCAGUAGGCCAGCUUAGUCAGAGUUUACCCCUGGGGGGCUUAGGUUCACGCUCACAGCGUCCCACUCCCAGACAGGAUCCCCCAGUCGCCCCUUUUUCGGAGCCAGGGAUUUCCUAUGGGAAUUAUCACCCCCCACAGGCCAGCCAAAGCUAUGACCUACUCACAGGGUCCCCACCCCCACAUGCCCAUCCUUCACAUGUGCAAGACCCUUGGGCUGGGGGGAAUACCCCCCAUCCCCAGCAUUCGGUACCCCCUAGGCUUGGCGGUUACGCUAGCACACCUAUGCCCUACCCUACCAUGAUGACUCCACCCUAUCAACAGGGACCCUCCGCUUAUCCUGGCACCACGGCCUGUGGGUUAGGGGACGAGGGGGGUAGAGUAGCUCAUGUUCGGCCCCAGUUAGGUGUUCCCGACACACAUACCCCUUUCCUUGGACCGUUGGCCCAGGGGCCCGCUCCGGUGCCCCACCUCCCCACGUCCGCCCCUCAGUACCCUAGGUCUGGGGGAUACGCGACGGGCACUGGAAGACACGCGCCUAAGUACAAGGAUUUGCGGUACGAUGGGAAAAGUAGCUGGAAGUCCUUCCUGCACAAAUUCGCUCGCUUGGCCCGUAGCCAACAGUGGACCGAGCCUGAACAGCAUGACCAAUUCUGCUUCUCCCUGGAAGGGACCGCCAGUGAUUACUACACCCUGUUGCUGGACACUGAUCGCAACCUCUCAUUGACCGACAUCCUGAGGAGAUUUGAGAAACGUUUUGGAUCCUCAGCGCCAGACCUGUCACACCAGCUGAACUUCCAGUCAGCGUCCCAGAAUGCAGGCGAGUCUUUGAGACAUUGGGCAGAUAGGGUGCUCACCCUGGCCACACAAGCCUUCCCAUCCGUGCCAGAUGUUCAUACUCACGCCAUUCCGCGGCUGUGUUAUGGCGCCGAGGACCGGGACGCAGGACUCUAUGCCCUGGAUGGCCAGCCCAAGACGGUUGAGGAAGCUGUUGAUCGGAUGCAGUAUUACCAGCAUUCGAGGCAGACUAAGUCGUCAAAACCUAGGCGGGAUGUGAGGCAGGUAGCCCAGGAGGAGGCCCCCGAUUUUGACAAGGAACUCAGGGAGAUGCGCCAGCGCCUUCAGGAGAUAGAGAAGGAACUCCGAGGGCGAACCCCCUCUCCUCGGAGACCUUCAUCGCCACCUUUGAGCGGAAAUCGGAAGGUCAAGGGGCCAAGGCCAAGCCUAAGGACGGCCACGAGACGCAGCAACGUUCGUCAGAACCACGGGGGGCGGGGAACCAAGACCCGCCAGUCGCAAUUUAGCGGAGGGCCUACGCAGCGGGAAGUCAGGGUGCUGACUCCAGAGCGCUCCCCAGUUAGGCCAGGGCCGUGCGACGCUCGCACGGGGACAGGUCGGUUUGCAGGAGGACACAGGCAGGCGCCCUCCUGCAUGCGCCGCUCCAGGAAGGGCACACUCCAAGUGCGGUUCAAGGAGGCAUCCGAGGAGGAGGAGGAAUCCGAUGACUGGGUCAUAGGGUGGGAGGAGGACAAAUACGAGCCCUCUCCCAAGGAUAUGUUGUCGGGAUUCAGGCUCCCUGAGGAUAUCGUGGUGCCGGAACUGCCCAGGUUUGGGGCAGAGAACCAGGGGGAUGGGGAGGAAUUUCCGGAGGAUUCGGAGGACUUGCCGGAUCAGGAGCCCUCGCUCAUUCAGGAGGAGCAGGCCGGCGCGUAUCUCGCGCCCAGGCCUAGUGAGUGCCCGGAGCCAGUUAAGGCGCAGGUUCAGCCCAAGGAGGAAUGUGGGCUGGGGGUGGUCAGUGGUCAGGCGGAGGACGGGACCGUGGAUAUGCCAUGCCGGCAUGCGGGAGAAGCCCAUGAAGAGUUGCCUGUGCCUAUAGGGCAGAUACGCCCAACCACCGGAUUCAUGGUCGAAAUGGUAGUCCAGGGAGUCAGACUACAGGCAGUGGUAGACACUGGGGCGGAGAUGAGUGUGCUGUCCACCCGGGUCUACGAGGAGCUCGACCCCAAGCCUCCCAUCAAGCAGCAUGUGACCUUGGUUCAGGCAGGGGAAAACGCUCGGAUGAGGGGCUUCGUCAUUGGCCCGGUGGCAGUUUGCCUGGGAGACACAGAACACAACGUCGACCUGUAUGUGGCUCCCCUGCAGGACCAAAUGCUGCUAGGUAUGGAGUUUUUGCAUCAGCAGAAGGCCCACUUAGACCUGGAGCAUGGCACCAUGACCUUGGGAAAGGAGAAGGUCCCUAUGACGUUCGGACGCCCAGGAGGGGGACAGGAGGCUCAGGUUUCGGUAACAAAGUCUAUCAGGGUCCCAGCUGCCUCAGUCGUCUUAUGCCCUUGUCAUUUGGAUAAGGAGUUGGAAGACUUCGUAGUCAGCCCUCAGAUCACACGACUCUCGAACCUACUACUGGUGCCGCACACUUAUCACACUGGGGGGAGGUCAGCAGUGACCUGCUUUAUCAACGCCUCGGACGAGGAUGUGUCCAUCCCAGAGGGCAGUGUGAUAGGUUCAGCCUCGGAGGCCGGAUUUCGGACGCCGACUCCGGACAUAGUCCGGAAUGUUUGCAGUGUGGCUAAUCCCCACACUGAUUCGGGGGCUGAGGUCCCCGAACACUUGAAGGACCUCCUUGAUCGCUCGUCCAAGGAACUGACCCCGGAGGAGCGACGGAUGCUCGCAGACCUGCUCAACGAAUUUCAGGACGUAUUUGCUACGGGGGAAUUCGACUUUGGUAAUUUCACGGCUCUGGAGCAUGAGAUCGACACAGGCGAGGCUCGUCCAGUUAAGGAGAGGAUGAGGCGCACCCCGCUGUUCUUCGUGGACGAAGAGGAAGCACAUCUUAAGAAGAUGUUGGAUGCAGGUGUGAUCCAGCCCUCGGUGUCAGAGUGGGCCUCCGCCCCUGUGUUGAUCAGGAAGAAGGACGGGCAAGUUCGGUGGUGCCUAGACUACCGUAAACUCAACGACGUGACCCGGAAGGACGUAUUCCCAUUGCCCCUCAUUGACGAGUGUCUAGACACUUUAACUGGCAAUGUGUGGUUCUCGAAGCUCGAUGCCAACUCAGCUUUUCACCAAAUCAAGAUCAGCCCUAAGGACAGGAAGAAGACCGACUUUGUCACGAAGUAUGGGCUCUUCGAGUUUGUUCGUAUGGGAUUCGGAUUGUGCAAUGCGCCGGCGACUUUUUCCCGUGCCAUGAGCCUGGUGUUAAGGGGACUCACAUGGAGUAUAGUCCUGGCCUUCCUGGAUGACGCCUUAGUCCUCGGUAAAGACUUUCAAGGUCAUUUGGACAACUUGAAAGCGGUAUUCCGGAGAUUCCGGGAGUUCGACCUUAAAUUCAAGCCCAAGAAGUGUGAGCUGUUCCAGACUAAGGUUGAAUUCUUGGGGCGCCAAGUGAGCGGAAAGGGUAUUGAGAUGGGGGACACUUACAUCGCAGCAGUGAGGGAGUGGGCUCCCCCAACCAAUGUCAAGGAGGUAGAAAGGUUCCUGGGGUUUGCGAACUACCAUCGGACCUUCAUAGCUGGGUAUGCCCAGUUAGCGUGCCCGCUUUAUCAGGUGACAGGGAAAAAACCCUUUGAAUGGGGUCACGAGCAGCGGUCAGCAUUCGACGCUUUGAAGAAAGCACUCACUAGUCCGCCUACACUGGCCAUGCCUAUAGCAGAGGGUAUGUUUGUAUUGGAUACGGACGCGUCAGGGGAGGCCAUAGGGGCUGAGCUCAGCCAGAUUCAGGACGGGGUUGAGAAACCUAUAGCUUAUGGGAGCCUUGGCCUGAAUAGAGACCAGAGGAAGUAUUGCACUACACGGCGGGAGCUACUGGCGGUUGUGAGGUUCACUCGCAUGUACCGCCAUUACCUCCUGGGAAGGAGAUUCAGGGUCCGGACAGACCACCAUAGUCUCAUUUGGCUGCUGAACUUCAAAUCCCCUCAGGAUCAGCUGGCCCGCUGGCUAGAGGAACUUAGCCAGUAUAAUAUGGAAAUACAGCACCGCCCAGGCCAGCGCCAUAUCAACGCUGAUGCCCUAUCCAGAUUGCCACACUCAUCUUGUGCCUCUGGCGCCGCUUUUGCUAUUCAUCCCAGCGACCUGCCCUGCGGAGGUUGCCUGAAGUGCACGAAGGCUCACCAGUCAUGGAACACCUUUGUGGAGGAAGUGGAUGACGUGGCUCCACUCGCCCGCCCGGGUACUUGGACUUACUUAGAAGAGCCUUCGUCGGACGAGGAAAUUGACUUGGCUGAGGACUCGGCUAUCAACUUGGCCCAGUGCAAGCCCGGAGUCGUCCCGGAGGGCCACAGCCCUGAGAUCAGUGAGGCGGCUUGGAACUAUGUCUCCCGAGAAAUUCUCGGGCCACCCAGCCAGAUAGUGGACCUUGAGAGUGACGACACGGCAUCUGGCCCGUUCAGAACCCAGGUACGGCUGCUCACCAGUCCUCAGAUACCAGCUGUUGUUAGGACACUUACAGAUACCGGCAGUGGUUCCCUGUCCCUCGUAGGCAUGACCGCAGACGAGAUGAUGCAGAGCCAACAGCAGGAUGCGGACUUGAAGCUCUUUGGCCAAUGGCUGUCAACUGAUGGAGAGCCGGCGGAGGGAGAGCUGUUCCUAGCAAGCCCGGCUUUGAAAAAUUACUGGAUUGACAGGGAAUUUUUCAUGAAGGAUGAGGACCAAGUCCUUUGGAAGUUGGUGGGGGAGGGAGAGUCGAGGAGUCGGCUAUUGGUAGUCCCCCGGGAAUUGAGGGAGGAAGUUCUCAGGCUGUGCCACGACGUCCCUGCCUCAGGCCAUCAGGGAAUCAGCAGGACUAAAGCCCGCCUUAGGGAGCGCUUUUUCUGGUAUGGCAUGAUGAGGGAAGUAGAGGGCUUUGUAAGCACUUGUGGGCCCUGCAGCAGGAACAAGCAUCCCCAGCGACACGCGCGAGCAGAGAUGAUAAAGUAUCAUGCAGGAGCUCCCAUGGAGAGAGUGCACUUGGACUUCCUGGGCCCACUGCCCAGGACUGACAGUGGCAACGAGUACGUGCUUGUGAUGGUGGAUCAAUUCACUAAGUGGGUCGAGUGUGUACCACUUCCCUCCCAGACAGCUGAAGUGACCGCCUCAGCAGCAGUGAACCAGUUCUUUGCCAGGUUUGGCUGCCCGUUCCAGGUAUUUACUGACCAAGGGCGCAACUUCGAGAGCAAGCUCUUUGCAGCAGUCUGUGAGCUACUGAAAAUCCAUAAGGCACGAACAACCCCUUACCGGCCCUCGGCCAAUGGCCAAGUAGAGCGGUACAAUCGGACGUUAAUGGAUGCUGUCAGGUGCUACAUAGACAAGGCUCAGAACAGCUGGGACAUACACUUAGCCCAGAUAGCAGGCGCCCUGAGGUCGUCUGUGAAUCGUAGCACAGGGUUUACGGCUAACAAGUUGAUGUUAGGUCGGGAGACCAACACCCCGGCAGACCUGAUGUAUGCUCCCCCCAUACGAGGCGAGGACCUAGACUUAGAGGACUAUGUGGUGAACCUGGAGAAGUCCAUCCAGGCCGCCCACGAGAUCGCCCGAGCCCGACUUCGGACUACCGAGGAGCGCAUGAAGCGUGAUUACGACCUUAGGGUCAGGUUUCGAGCCUAUCAGGAGGGGGAUACAGUCUAUGUCCUGGACACAGCCACCGUGAAGGGGAAAUGCCGUAAGCUCAGCCCCUCAUGGAAGGGUCCAGGGCUGGUGGUCCAGAAGCUCAGUGCCCACCUCUACCGAGUAAGGACCAAGACGACGGUUAUGCUGGUCAACCAUGACCGCAUGAAAAAGUGCGAGGACCGUGACUUACCUCGCUGGCUUGCCAAUGCCCGGGAGAGGUACUUAGCUGAGAAGGGCUCAUGUCAGGCCAUAGACGAAGGGGUUCAUGCCAGAACCCCUACCGGGGCUGUGUCAGAGCCAGAAGGCAUCCCGAGGACACAGGACCCGGCAAGUCUCCAGGAUCCAGAGGUUGCACAGGUUCCCCCGGAGGAACCAACCCCUACACUGAAGCGCAGACGGGGAAGACCGCGUAAACAUCGCGCGCCAUCACCGGCUCCCCCGAGGGCCCCCUCGGGGAAAACGCGCUAUUGCCUCUGCCGCCAGGCGGACGAUGGCAAACUUAUGAUACAGUGUGAUAGGUGUGAGGAGUGGUUUCAUGGGAAGUGUGUGGGAGUGACUCUGGAAGAUGCAGAGAGGUUAGAUAAUUAUGUGUGCUCCCCUUGCUCCUGUAAGGGUACGGGUGGCUCACACCUUCUUCUUUCUCUUUGCAGAAAACAACGUGACGCUGAGUCAGAGGGGGGUCCCCCCCCAGGAGCUGGAGGAGAGAGCGGGCACGCUUCCAGAGGGACGACUCCUCGUCCCAGAGCGGGAGGAGGCGGAGGGCCACUCCGCCACCCCGCAGGCCCAGCCCAGUAAAGAUCUGGGAGGACUUUGGGGACCCCAGGGAUGCGGGGGCUCCCAAUCGCCCUAGCCCCCACAACAGUCGGGACUCGGAGUGCCCCCUGCUGUGCGGGGUAGCUACCCGGAAGCUCCGGCAGCAUGUCACGCUGACCCAUUUGCCGCCAGUCUUCCGGCGUGGCGUCCCCCCCUCCCGGGAGGUCUCGUCCAUCCGGGAGAGGGUCCUGAAGUGGUUGGCCAGGACCCUCCUCGGCCCAGGUGCCACUCUGUCCGAGUUGGCAUCCUCCUUACGGGCCGAGGAGGUGUUCCCGGACCCCCACGGUGGCCUCACACCAGACCUGGUGGAGGCCAUGGACAGUCUGUGUCGUAGUGUGGGGGAAGCCCCUCCCCCAGUUUACGAGUUGCGCGGGGACGUCCACCCCGCGCUCCUCCUCCAUUGGAGGGCACAGGCUGUCUUGCUUGUCAAGAUAGACCCCUGCUCGAGGGCGGCCUACAAGAGGUUGGCCGCCAGCGAGAGGAUAGGUCGUAAGCGCUUGAGGGACUUCUCUAUGAAGCCCAACUCGUCGGGGGGUCCCUCACGCGCCAGAACGAGGCCCUCCUCGGGGGCUCCGGCUCCGGGGACCGCUGCUCCCACGGCGCCGCUGGUAGCUCCUGAGGAGGCCCCGUUCAUCCGUCAGGAGCCGAGAGAUGCCUCCCCCUUCUCAGACGAUGGGCCUCCCCCCCUUGAACCGAUUCAGCCAGAGGGGUGGGAGUUGGACUUUGAGGAGGAGGAGCCGGUCGAGUGGUGCCCUCUUGGACCAGAGAUGAUCGAAGGGGGUGCCACCGACCAGCAUCAGGGUGGGGGGGAUUCGUCCCCCAUGCUUGAGUUUGGGCAGAGCCCUUUGGACGGGGAUAUAGGGGGCCCUCCGGUCGGUGGGGAGGAGUUCCCUAGGCCACCCCCUGGGUUCGUUACCUCCCAGUACAUGACUGCGGAGAUGCCUCGGGGGUGGCAUGGUGCCCGCAGGGUGACCCUGGCGGUGAUCCAGGAGUGGUAAGUCGCUCCUGGAUGUUUUCCCCUGGUUUUGGGGGGAGGUCACAGUUUUAGUGUGAGAGCCAGGGGUGACCCUGGUCCACAUGGGGGGUGGAUUUUAUGGGGGGUUUCCCUUUACCACCGGGCAGGGGUGCAUGGCCCAGGACAGGCUGUCCUGGUUUGCACUGGGGACUAAUUCGGGGGGUUUCCCCGUCAGAAGUUUAGGGGGUGUGGGUCACAGGGUAUCCCUGUUCCACACCGGGUAGGGACCUUAGAGGUCUCAGUUAAAUUCUUCCGGGAGUAUGCCCGGGUCCUCUCUUUGCCGGAGUUUUCCGGCGUCCUCGGAUAAGUCUCUCCGAGGGGGCGUGGCGCGCCCACCUUGAUUACUGGUUAGACCCAUUUCUCCGUCCUUCAGAGAAAACGGGGGGGGGGUGUAGUAUCUGGGGAGUCGUCCCCAGUACGACCUGUUUGGCAGACAGCUUCCGGAGCCCGGAUGACAGUUCCCGCCAAGAGGCAUCUUUUGAACGACAGCUUGAAGAAGCUAGACGUAUUAUCGACAGCACCAAGAAUAUAGAUAUAGACAGCCAUUCAGCGUAAUGCAUAGGAUGAUAUAAUAUGUACAGCAAAAAUUUAUGGCAAGGGUGACAUGAAUCAGAUUGACAAGAAUCCAUAUUCCUACUCCUCAAUAAUGCUAUCAUCACUGCCAUCAGAUUCAUCAAUGAUAGUGGCAUCAGUGACACAUGCGGAUAAGUGUUGGACAUCACUGUAGGAAUAGCUUCCUUGUUGUGCCUGCCAAUAGCAAGGUACCAGAUUAUACAGCAGUUAUGUGGAAACAGAUUCCCACAAUAGGGGGACAAGAUUGACACCUACAUUGUACAGUAUCUGGCAGUUAUAUCAGAACUGGGAAAACUGGAUCCACACAAGACUAUAUUGCUUGGAAGAAACAUGUCGACUCUGAAGUUUAACUCUUAUUAACCCAUGGCACUUCCAGAGACAUCCUGAUACCAUGGUUCUAUGUCAUUUGAAAUAUACCUGUGGAGGUUUUUAAAGUGGGUUUUUUUUUGGGGGGGUGGGUGUUAUUAAUUGGAAGAAUUUAUAUUUGAUGAUUCAAAUGAAAAUCUGCAUGUUGAAUAAUGAAUGUCAUAAUAAAUGUACUUUUUGAAUGAGUUCAAGAAUGGUUGUCCUGAUAAAAAGUGUAGAGUCAAAAGUUAACAAAUUGUCAAAAACACUGGUCAGGUCUGAAUUCAUCAUCUUGGACACCUUGCAGUUGGAAUUAUGAUCUCUAUGAAGAAAUGCUGAAAAUCUUGUGAAAGAGGAAAUGACAAGUUGGGGUCCAAGGCACUUGCAUAUAUGCAUGAGAAGGUGUUCUAUCCAGGCUUGAGGUCAAUUACAUAGCAAUGUAACGCCUUACAUUACCUAGAAAAUUUCACAUUACCAUUACUCCUAUUUUGAAAUAUAAUGUAUUACAUUACUUGAGAGUGAAUUUACAUUACACAUUUACAUAACAUACUGUCAGAUAUUAAAGAAAUGGCAGAAAAAUUAUUUCUGUAUUAUGAUUUUUAAUAUAAGUACACAAAAUAUUCAGCAAUGUUAGGAAACAUAUCUAUUAAGUUAUUCAUUGCAUUUGAUUGUCAUCAAUGUUUCAAAUGCUUCAGUCAAUCACUAAUAUAAUAAAUUAUUCUAAAUCUUCAAAAUAUCAUCAAAUAUUUGAAGUAGUGUAAAUGUAAUGAAAAAUAAUGUGCAGUACAGUAUGCAUUACAUUACCAUUACUUGUAAUGCAAAAAUGGUUCAUUACACCCCCAUUACAUUGAAACUGGCUGUCAUUUAAUUACCAUUACCCCAGGUCUGGUUCUGUCGAGAGGUAUUGAAAUUGUCUGUAGAGACUUUGUCUCAGGAAGUGGCCGAGAUUGGUUGUGACAAUUUUGUUGGAUGUGAAUUUACUGACACACAUGUCUACACUUGCUACACAAUAUAGCAUGUGGUGGUUUCAACAAGAAAGUUCUUACUCUGCAGGAAAUGACGAAUAGCUAAUGGAUUCACAUUUUUUCUGACUUUUCUUCUGUACAUUAGAUGCAUUGGAAAAACUUUCCUUUCCAUUAUCUUUUGCUGGUUCAUACUUUGAAAUAAAAUCAAGUCCGAAAAUAAA